Leptosomus discolor (cuckoo roller) is the source of this 436-nucleotide messenger RNA. RefSeq names its product transmembrane protein 230 (gene TMEM230). The record is from RefSeq and is a predicted model, not a curated record. Gene Ontology annotation, cellular component: synaptic vesicle; endomembrane system. Gene Ontology annotation, biological process: synaptic vesicle transport. NCBI's taxonomy places the organism in Eukaryota, Metazoa, Chordata, Aves, Leptosomiformes, Leptosomidae.
GAAGCGGCAGUGGGAGAGAUGGGUCUGACCAGCACCACCAGUAGGUUCUAGCUGAUGCUCGGGCUUCCUUGUAAUGAUGCCGUCACGUACCAAUCUGGCUGCUGGGAUUCCCAAUAGCAAAGUCAAAUAUUCCAAACUCUCCAGCACUGAUGAUGGAUACAUUGACCUGCAGUUUAAGAAGAGCCCACCAAAAAUCCCCUACAAGGCAAUUGCACUGGCUAUUGUGCUCUUCAUGAUCGGGACCCUCCUCAUUAUCAUAGGAGCCCUCCUUUUGGCAGGAUACAUUAGCAAAGGCGGAACGGACCGUGCUAUCCCUGUGCUCAUCAUCGGGAUCCUGGUGUUUCUCCCAGGCUUCUACCACCUGCGCAUCGCGUACUACGCCUCCAAAGGCUACCGGGGCUAUUCCUACGAUGACAUCCCGGAUUUCGAUGAUUGA